AUGGUGGCUAAAAGGAAGACGAACGAACUGUUUCGGCGACUUCAGCCACAUUCAUUGCUGCUACCCAAAGCACCUCCAGCUCCUACAGUCGCUGUCGCAGCGGCGAUGGGCAGCAUACGCCAUACUUCGACGACGGCGGCAUGGCGCUUCAAGCCGGAAGCAGGGAGAUUUCGAUACGGACUGAGCUUGCAGUACACAAACUCGGAUCCAGAACUGACACUUUCAUCCUUGGACGACCUAAGCGUGAUAGUGUUUUCCACUGCGAUGCACACGCCUCGUCGGCUCCCGAUUGCUAGUGAUGGGCCUUUGACCACUAAUGCCUGGACACUUGUAGCGGAGACGGAUCGCCGAGUUGGGUUAGCACUUUAUCAACUCCCACUUGGUGAUUGGCGUGCGAGCUCCCUCAUUGCGCUCGUAUGGACCCAACAAUGUGAAGUGGCCAAGUUCUUCUUGCAGCUGAAUAUUGUGGAGCUGCUGUACUCAGCCCCACCACGUGCUCUGCAAGUCCGUAGAGAGGAUGAUUUGGACCGUACGCACGGGUUGCACUCUUAUACAGCGGCAAUAAGUUUGCGCUCACUGGAUGAGCUCUAUUGGGAGCGUGAAGUGUACCAAGUCGAGUUUCCCAUGCCGGAGAAUGGAGCACGGAGCGUGAGCGUCCAGUUGCUAGACAACAUUCAUGGGGGCACUGUCGCCACGCGAGACCGAGUUCUCACCUCCGAGACCGAGCCAGUAUUUAGACUGGAGACGGAAGCCGUGAAAUACGCGAUGAAUAACUACUUAGUGAUGGAUUUCACGCUCUGGGACGCUGACUGCGUACCUGUGUGGGCAUUCAGUCGUGUUUUAGAGCUGAAAUCAGCAUCACAACAGCAACUGGACGAAGACGAUAGUAGUAUUGACUUAUCUGUUAGCUCUCUGGGUGGGACGACAAGGCAAAUGCAGAUGCAAUUUCAAGAUGAAGCCCGUGGCAAUUGCCUCGUCGUUAACUUGACAGAGCUUUCGACUUCUUCAUCAACGCAACAGUCCGCGAAAAAGGCAAAAGUCUGGGUAGACCAAGUCGCUUUGACACUUAGCAUCAAGUUCAUCAACGCCACAUACGGCACGAAAUACUAG
This is a messenger RNA of Phytophthora infestans T30-4, 1110 nucleotides long. RefSeq lists its product as uncharacterized. NCBI's taxonomy places the organism in Eukaryota, Oomycota, Peronosporomycetes, Peronosporales, Peronosporaceae. The transcript is spliced from 2 exons. The record is from RefSeq and is a predicted model, not a curated record. Bases 1 to 1110 code for a protein of 369 amino acids.